This is a messenger RNA of Malania oleifera, 876 nucleotides long. Its product is annotated as phospholipase A1-IIgamma-like. The transcript has 2 exons. NCBI's taxonomy places the organism in Eukaryota, Viridiplantae, Streptophyta, Magnoliopsida, Santalales, Ximeniaceae. Bases 1 to 876 code for a protein of 291 amino acids. Gene Ontology annotation, molecular function: glycerophospholipid phospholipase A1 activity. The record is from RefSeq and is a predicted model, not a curated record. Gene Ontology annotation, biological process: lipid metabolic process.
AUGGGGUACGUGGCGGUGAGCACGGACGCAGGGAGCAGCAACGUGAUGGGGAGGAGGGACAUUAUGAUCGCGUUAAGGGGAACGCUGAAGAGCGAAGAGUGGGAGAUCAAUGCGAUGGCCAUGCUGGUGUCGGCUUCUAAAAUACUAGGGUCUCCCAAUGGAGUUGACCCUUUGGUGCACUUCGGGUGGUACUCCUUGUACACCACCGCCGAGGAAGGCUCUAACUUCAACUCUAUUAGCUGCAGAGACCAGAUUCUAGAUGAGAUUAGAAAACUGGUGUAUGCUUACAAAGACGAAGAAAUAAGCAUCACCGUCACCGGCUACAGCCUAGGCGCAGUCCUCGCAACUCUGACAGCCACCGACAUCGUGGCGAACGGAUAUAAUAAGCUCGCUGGUCGGCCCGAAAAGGCAUGUCUCGUGACGGCAUUUGCUUUCGCGAGCCCCCGCCUCGGCGAUGAAGGCUUUGGAAAAGUGUUCUCCGGGCUGAGCGACAGUCUUCGAGUGCUUCGCAUCAGAAACCUGAAAGACCCAAUCCCCAAGCUUCCGCCGGCGACCCCGACAUUCCCAUACAUUGAGGUGGGAGAAGAGCUGGCGGUGGACGCCAACCAGUCUCCCUACUACAAGCAGGAUUCGUCGCAGUUUCAUAAUUUGGAAGUGUAUCUGCAUACGAUUGCGGGGGCGCACGGGCCACAGGGACAGGGAGAGUUUAAGUUGGAAGUGAAGCGUGACAUUGCGUUGAUGAACAAAUCGGCGGAUGCGGUGAAGGGUGAGUACCUGGUGGUGCCGAACUGGUGGGCCGCCAAGAACAUGUCAAUGGUGCAGAGGGACGAUGGGUCCUGGGUUCUAAUGGAUCAUGAAAGGGAUGAUGAUGAUUGA